Molecule: messenger RNA, 3434 nt
Organism: Gorilla gorilla gorilla (western lowland gorilla)
Lineage: Eukaryota; Metazoa; Chordata; Mammalia; Primates; Hominidae
Gene: PPP1R2
Product: protein phosphatase 1 regulatory inhibitor subunit 2
Exons: 6
Coding region: 334-951 (205 amino acids)
Biological process (GO): regulation of signal transduction
Molecular function (GO): protein phosphatase inhibitor activity
Source: RefSeq, a predicted model, not a curated record
AUAUCGCGAGAGGGCGGGUCCGCUUGGCUUCGGCGUCGGCGUCGGCGUCGCUCCUGCCCUGGAGCUCUAGGCCGGCGUCUCUCCGCGAGCCGCGGGUCAAGUGCCAGCGGCUAAGGGUGCGCGAGUAGUCGCCACCCGUUCGGCGUUGGCUCUGGCGUCGGGGUCGUUGUGCCGUGACAACCGCUCCGGUAGCCGUUUCCGAGGCAGCAGGUGCGGCCGCUUUAGCCCUGAGCGGGAUCUGCGGCUGCCUGCGAGUCUCUGCUGUGCCGACCCCUCUCUUCGCGGACCCCACGCCAAGCAGCGACCCUGAGCCGACAGCCGGAGCGCCCGGCAAUGGCGGCCUCGACGGCCUCGCACCGGCCCAUCAAGGGGAUCUUGAAGAACAAGACCUCUACGACUUCCUCUAUGGUGGCGUCGGCCGAACAGCCCCGCGGGAAUGUCGACGAGGAGCUGAGCAAAAAAUCCCAGAAGUGGGAUGAAAUGAACAUCUUGGCGACGUAUCAUCCAGCAGACAAAGACUAUGGUUUAAUGAAAAUAGAUGAACCAAGCACUCCUUACCAUAGUAUGAUGGGUGAUGAUGAAGAUGCCUGUAGUGACACCGAGACCACUGAAGCCAUGGCGCCAGACAUCUUAGCCAAGAAAUUAGCUGCUGCUGAAGGCUUGGAGCCAAAGUAUCGGAUUCAGGAACAAGAAAGCAGUGGAGAGGAGGAUAGUGACCUCUCACCUGAAGAACGAGAAAAAAAGCGACAAUUUGAAAUGAAAAGGAAGCUUCACUACAAUGAAGGACUCAAUAUCAAACUAGCCAGACAAUUAAUUUCAAAAGACCUACAUGAUGAUGAUGAAGAUGAAGAAAUGUUGGAGACUGCAGAUGGAGAAAGCAUGAAUACGGAAGAAUCAAAUCAAGGAUCUACUCCAAGUGACCAACAGCAAAACAAAUUACGAAGUUCAUAGAAGAGAUUUGUUCAACACUGCAGUUGUUUGUUAGAUGUAAACCCUGUGACUAUAGUACGUUGCUUCUUGUUCUUCACAAUUCAUGACUUAAGUACCAAAAUGCAUACCAGUUAUUAUAUAUUGCCAAGAAUUAAAUGAUAAACUUAGAGACUGAUUAGACUGAAAAUGCCUAAUCGAUAUAUAUAUUCUUGUGCCUAGUACUUUACCACAAAUACAGUGUAAUAUCAUCAGUCCAAAACUGCAUUACUUUUGUAAAAACACUGGUUAAUUUGUAUAAGAUAUUAUAGAGCUUUUUAUGCUUUAGAAGUUAAACAAUAUCUUUGGGGGGGAACUAAUUUAUUUUCAUCACUUGAAAUGUGGGUAGCUCUUACAAAGUUUAUUGAUUUGAUUUUUUUUAAAAUCAAAAGCCAAUUGAACAACAGGAUAUAUAGACUGAUAAAUAUUCAGGCUGAAUAGUAUUUUAACACUUGUCUUCAACUUGAUUUGUCUGUUUAAUUGAAAAGAAUUAUAAGAGUUACUGUUGCAUUUUCUGACCUACUAUCUUUAAAAUUCCCGUUGAGUUUCUUUGUGUUUACAAGGAAAGGACUGAACUUUUUCUCAUCAAAACUAGCUUUUUUCCCCACAAAUAAAUUAUCAGGUUAAACUUUCACCAAUGUCUGCUCUGUUUUUUGUUUUUGGGGGGUUUUUUGUUUGUUUUUGUUUUUUAAUGUUUUUGGUACACUGGGCAGACUUCAGAGCAGUUUUUUAAAAAAAUAAAUAUUCUAAUGUAGCUAUCUCGCCAUUCCCUUUAAAUACCUGUCUUAACCUCCUGCUUUUCUUUCCUACUCCUUUCCACACAUACGCACACAAUCUUCUACCUUUUAAAGGAUCAUUAAGACUGUCACCACAUUAGGAGCUCUUUCUCUCACUCUUCUGUCAUUUGCUGCUAUGUUGAAAUUCUUAUUUUGACCAUCAAUGCCUAUGAAUUCUUCUAAUACGGGAAGAAAAUAGUUUGAGUAGCAGCAGUGCUAUAGGUGGGAAAUACAGUUUAGCUGCUGAAUUUCUAUACCUCUCUGAUUUACAGAUUGCUAAUUAAAUGGCUAUUAUUAGUUUGGCUUAAUUAGACUUAAGAAAACAACUAACUGAGGGGUUUUUUUUGUUUUUUUGAGGGUUUUCUUUGCAUGAGAAUUGUAUGUAACCAGUGAUAUGAUUAUUCCUGAAUGUACAGACAGAAAUAAGCCUGGACAUUGUUUAAUUUAAAACCUUUAAAUAGUCCCUGCUUUAAGGGACUAUGAUAACGUGUACUAUGACAAACGUACUUUAUUCUUCUAACGCAGUAAGAAUUAGGUGGAAUUUUUUCCUUCAACCAAGUGCAGGAAAGCCCUGUGUGUCUUGGUUUAGUUAUGGUUUCAUUUCUAGCCAUACAAUUGAUGAAUUGUGUACAACUUUUGUUAGUACCAAAAUAAUCUGUUAUAUGAACAGACUUCUAAAAUAAUGUCUGUAUAUUUUAUAUAUAGAUACAUAUAUGAAAGAAGGCUUUUAUUGAACAGCUUAUCUUCCACUUGCAGGUUUAUGGAAACAGCAGUAUUUCAAAAUAAAUAAAAAGUGAGAGAAUUCCUUGCUGUUAGAAGAAUGUGGUCAUUAUUUUGAUUUUUUGAAUGAGAUAUAUAAUCAAAGUACUGCUGAACUGUAAGUGCAGUAUUCUAAACAUUUCAGCUAGUAAUACCACUGAUUUAGAAACAAAACUGUUUAUCUCUGGUUUCUGAAUUUAAAAUGUUGGGAUUACCUGUUUAAAUCUGUCUUGGGGGAUGUAGAGAUUAAGUCUGUACAUACGCGUGCACAUAUAUUCAUGCACCCUCUGAUUUUGGUUUUCUUGUUUCUGAGUUCUUAGAAAGUACCCACAUACUCUUUUUUUUUUUGUAGAAGUAGCUGUCAUAGAGUGAAGAAAAGGAUAAGACUUUAAACAGUUGAUUCUUUUUGUGUUUUCUACAAACUGUUUUUUGAAAUUUAAAUCACAAACUCAUUUUCUGGUUUUUAGAAAGUAGAUGAUGAUUUCAGAGGAGUAAGGCAUGCCAAGCAGCAUGCUCAGUGGGGUUUUAGGCUGUCACAUGCAGCUGAGAAAAGGUAUGUUCAAGUCAUAAGUAGGUAAUUGAUAGGGUAUGAACUAGUCAAAAUAUGAACCGUUAUGAUUCAAGUUAGAUUUUCCUCUGGAGAGACAGAUCUGAAUGUUCAGUUCUAGCCAAGGUAGAUUUUACUUUCAACUUUUUAUCAGUAUCACUUUCUGUGCUUAACUCUUUGGUGUUACCUUGUCUGUUUUCAUUUGUCUGAAAUUCUGCAGAGAUGACUAAAAUUUGACAUAAUGGUGUAAAUGGAUUGUUAAGGUAACUUUCAGUUGAAGAUUAAAGCAAGAUGCCAUUUUCCCCAUGACUUUGGUUUUGUUUACAUUUUUCCCUUUCAGUUAGUAUACACUACACAUACUGUAAUAAAAUACAAUAAUAUGACAA